AAGGAAAUCCGUGGAGUCUGGAUCGAGUUGGAGAUCAAGAAGUGAAUAAAAACUUAUCGAAUCGAUAGUGCCGUUGGAUUUUAGUCGGCUAACGGAUAUUUUGGAAAUUCCGAUAAUUUCUCCCCGCGUUGAACGAUACCGGGGAGUCGGUGGAGGCCAGUAAAAGGUGGCAUGCAGACAAUAGCUUGAACGACGUAGUGAGACGACGUUUAGAAGGCAGCCAUCUUGCAAUCCCUAAUCAAAGAUCCUUGGCUAGCGGGUUUCGUUGUCUGGGUUUCAGCCAGUUUAUAUCAAUACACAGUCCAUCAAAUGGCUUUAAAACGAAUUAAUAAGGAACUCCAGGAUCUGGGAAGGGAUCCACCUGCACAAUGCUCCGCUGGUCCAGUAGGAGACGAUUUAUUCCACUGGCAGGCCACCAUAAUGGGACCACCCGAUAGUCCAUACCAGGGAGGAGUAUUUUUCUUAACAAUUCACUUCCCAACAGACUAUCCAUUCAAGCCUCCUAAGGUUGCUUUCACAACCAGAAUCUAUCACCCCAAUAUCAACAGUAACGGAAGUAUCUGCUUGGAUAUACUAAGAUCGCAGUGGUCGCCAGCACUUACUAUUUCAAAGGUGUUGCUGUCAAUAUGUUCUCUAUUGUGCGACCCAAAUCCUGACGAUCCACUGGUGCCAGAGAUAGCAAGGAUAUACAAAACCGACAGGGAGAAGUAUAACGAAUUGGCACGCGAAUGGACGCGCAAGUAUGCCAUGUGAUGCGCCAAUUCUCGUUUACCUUAACAUCUAAACGCCACGUCUGUCAGCAAACAACCCCAGCCAUCAUUAUGCCACUAACCGAUCAACACCGAUUCAACCUAGCAGCGGCCUGUCUCUUUUUAUACGUUCGCACUGCCACCCAAGCUUGUAGAACACGUUCGGACCAGUCGUGACCAGUUGUGAUCAAUAUGAUCUGUUCUCCCUUCGCGUCCUGAGAAUAGCCAGUGGGUUUUAAGACGAUGCCGCGGCGACAGCAGCAGUUGAGACAAUUAAGAAUUUUUAAUAGGUGGUCACACACUCACACUCACGCAAGAUACACAUUUUCACACAAAUAAGCCAAAACACUACACGCGAACGUACACACACACACACACACACACACACACGCAAAGAUCCUCUCUCCCUGACCGAAUAUUAUUGGAAUAAUUAAACACAUGUGAAACAGGAAAGAAACAAGGAAGAGAAAUAAAUAAAGACAACAUCAACAACAACAACAUCAACAAAAACAACAACAACAACAAGUAAUAUCGAUUAAUAAUAUCUGCUUUGAUUUUCGUAAAUAAAUUAAAUUAAAAUAACCAAAUAUAGGAAAGUAAAAGUAGGAUUUGUAUUUGAACUUGAGAUACUACUGUUUCUAAUAAUUGUGCUUAUAUGAUAUUAUGAUAUUGUACACCUACUUUCUUGGUAAAAGAUGAAAAAACGAAAAGAUAUAGGCAACAAAAUGAAUAAACUACACAAUAUUUAAAGAAAGGAGAGAAACAAAACAAGCGAUUUAACAAGUAAUGAAAAAGCAAAAAUAAAAAAAAAAAAACCUCGACUGACAACCUGCUGAUUGUUAGUUUUUCGACGUGUAACGGAAGCGACAUUUGCCCGUCCUUUUAAAUGUGCGGUGAUUUCUACUUUUUUUUUUUUUUUUUUUUUCUCUUGUAAGACUGGGCUUCUAUAUAUAAAUACUACUGAAACUAUACCUAUAAAUUUUGUUUCAUUAUUCAAAUUCCUCCACCCGUUUAACGAUGUUCCGAUGAUAAAAAAUCAUUCAACUGUAUCCGUAUCGAGUUAUACAUACAUACAUACAUACAUGCAUACAUUAGUAAUACGUUCAUUUACACUCAACUGCCAUAAAGAUAAUAAUAAUAAUGAUAAUAGUUAACGAGCGGUUUGCCUGCAGAUGGCCAGUUGCAACGUCUGAAACUGUACGUCGGGUCCUCGCGAGAAGUCAUACGCGGAUUUUUCACGCGUGUCUGCCGCAUUUCUUGCGAUACAAAAUUAAAAAAUCAUUCGGUAUCAACACCCUGUGUCCCCGUCCCCCUCAAACCACCCUAUCAUUAAUGUAGACUCCUUGUGUUUUUCACCUUAAAUAGCGUAGAGUAAUUUUUCCGUUUAGCGUAUGAUCUUUCGUUUUACAUGCAAUUCAUUUUUUUUUUCCUAUUCUCAUUUUUUUCUUAUUUUUUAGACUUUGCUUGGAAUGAGCAAACCUUUCAUCCACAAUAUAAUUGAAAAAAAAAAAAAAAAUGACGUUUAAAAAAUCUAAAAAAAAAAAGAAGUCGUAGUAUACAAUAUUAUAUUAUAAUACACAGUAUAUGAUUUGUAAUUUGCCCAUGUUUUUAAAUAGCAAUUAACAAUGUAUAUGUAUAGUGAUGAGAUAUGUGUAUCAAUUUUAAUUAUUGUCACAGGUAUUCGCAAAACUUUGUAUUUUAUAAUUAUAUAUAUAUAUAUAUAUAUAUUGUGGUUGUAAAGGAUGAUAAAAAUGAUGAUUAUGAUUAUAAUGACAAUGAGAUGGUGAUAAUGAUGAGGAUGAUGAUGAUGAUUUAACAUGAAAAAAGUAAUCUCUUUGUUCGUUUCUCAACAAUGAAAAAUACAUGUAUCCAACGUUCUCGCGAUCAUACGGACUUGUAAGUGAUAAUAAUUACUGGAAAAAAUUUAAAAAUAUUCAAAAAAAACAAAAUAAAAUAAAUAAAUUUAAAAAAAGAAUAUGAAAUAAUGAUAAAUGGAUAUGCUCAUCAAAAUAGCGUUUAUCAUUUUAGAAAGACAUACGUUGUACACUAAAUAAGACUAUUUAAAACCAUGUAAUAAUCGUACACAAUAGAAUACCUUAGCGUCUUUAAACAGUGUUAUUUCGAUCCUCGCGUUCAUGUCAAAGAACCUACUAUACUUAUAUAUGUUUUAAAUAUGGGCGUUGGGUUCAAUUUUCACCUACCCCCGGCUUGGUGAAAAUAAUUGAAUGUAAAUUUGCGAAUGGCUUGUUUUUUUUUUUUUUUUGUUCUGUUUGAAAUAAUAGCCUUCCGAUGAAAACAGGUGAUAUUUGCAUAUAUACAUGUAUAACUGCGUCGCGACUCGCGUGUAUAACUGAAUGUAUUUUACGUUUAAAGCUAGGAUUUAUAAAUCGAAAGUUGACUCGAGUUGGUGCGAAGAGAUAAAAGGCAGGUUUCUUGUUGUUGCCCUACAUGGUUUUUCUUUUUUCAUAACUGUGAGGUUAAUAAAGGAAAGAAAAAUAUGGAAAAGAAAUGGAAAAUUCAUUUGAACGAAGAAUUAAUAUUAUUACUAUUCGAAUUAAACGAUGCAAGAUAAUGCCUACUUUGUAUGUAAAAGCGGAUAGUAAGUUCAUUGGGAUUUCGAUCUUUUCUCUGAUCGAACGAUGAUAUUAACAUACAUAUUACGUAUAGUUAACUGUAAUUUAAUUCUUUUUUCUGUAUUUUUUUUCUCCCCUACCCCCUUUUGAAUCAAACGCGGCAACGUAUAGGUAUUUAAAAAAAAAAACUUUCUCCUCCAUUGAUAAUUGUUCGUUCUGUAAUGAAGAUGAGAAACAA
Neodiprion virginianus is the source of this 3560-nucleotide messenger RNA. It is a transcript of the gene eff, whose product is annotated as ubiquitin-conjugating enzyme E2-17 kDa. The coding region runs from base 310 to 753 and encodes 147 amino acids. Gene Ontology annotation, biological process: protein polyubiquitination; ubiquitin-dependent protein catabolic process. The record is from RefSeq and is a predicted model, not a curated record. Gene Ontology annotation, molecular function: ubiquitin conjugating enzyme activity. Gene Ontology annotation, cellular component: nucleus. NCBI's taxonomy places the organism in Eukaryota, Metazoa, Arthropoda, Insecta, Hymenoptera, Diprionidae. The transcript has 6 exons.